GGAAGAUCCAGGUAUAAGGAGGGCUAUCUCCUGACUAAGUUCUUCUGCUGAGGUUUUUCCUUGCUCAAGUUGAAGGACAUCGCAGAACUUGACGUUAACAUCAAAAAAAUGACACCUCUUUCAACUGUGGCCCUGGUCGUUGGCCUUGCAAGCCUUGUAUCAGGACAUGGCUUCCUGAAGAGCAUCACCGUGGACGGAAAGAACUACCUCGCGUGGCAGGUUGGACAGGACAACUACGUGAACCCUCCUCCUGUCCGCUAUGCACGACAGCUUGCCAACAAUGGACCGGUGCCCGAUUUUACAACGAAUGAUAUCACGUGUGGCGCUGGUGGAAAUAUUCCAGCUCAGGGCAUCAUCGAGCUCAAGGCUGGUGACAAAGUAACUUUCAACUGGGAUCAAUGGGGAUCUUCCCACAGUGGCCCGGUAUUCACUUACCUCGCCAAAUGUGCCAACAACGAUUGCAAGACCUUCAAAGGCGACACCGGCAACGUCUGGGUCAAGAUCGAGCAGCUCUCCUACAACCCGCAAGGUCAUCCUCCCUGGGCCUCUGACCUCCUUCGCGAACAAGGCGCCAAGUGGUCCGUCACUAUCCCACCGAAGCUAGCUCCGGGUGAAUAUCUUCUUCGUCACGAGAUUCUGGGCCUGCACGUUGCAGGGACGAGGAUGGGCGCGCAGUUCUAUCCAAGCUGCACUCAGAUUCGGGUGACGCAAGGUGGGACGACGCAAUUGCCUGCAGGACUUGCUCUGCCGGGUGCUUACAAGCCCGAGGACCCUGGUAUCUUGGCUGAGCUGUGGAGGAUUCAGCAGGGGCAGACACAAUAUGUGGCUCCUGGUGGGCCGGUUUGGAGUGAGGCUGCGCCGAAUGCCAAUCGGGCUGGGCCUUAAAGUCUGUCGAAAGAUCGGGCCUGGGUCUAUGCGAAAGGUCUGAGGCGCAAUGCAGCUGUGGGAGAUUGAAAGUCGACGACUGGGUUCAGUGUAGCCAGGUUCAUAGAGAUAAAGCACAAAGGGGGUCAGGAUCUUUGCCCGCAGCAACCUGCAAUGAAAGCUGACCAGCGUUUGUGUUCCGAGUGGCGUGGAGGACAUACGAGGGCACAACAGUGUCUGACGGUAUAUGUAUCAGUGCC
Messenger RNA from Podospora pseudopauciseta, 1124 nucleotides. RefSeq lists its product as uncharacterized. Bases 109 to 885 code for a protein of 258 amino acids. The record is from RefSeq and is a predicted model, not a curated record. NCBI's taxonomy places the organism in Eukaryota, Fungi, Ascomycota, Sordariomycetes, Sordariales, Podosporaceae. The transcript is spliced from 5 exons.